Cervus elaphus (red deer) is the source of this 2886-nucleotide messenger RNA. RefSeq names its product TAF5-like RNA polymerase II p300/CBP-associated factor-associated factor 65 kDa subunit 5L. NCBI's taxonomy places the organism in Eukaryota, Metazoa, Chordata, Mammalia, Artiodactyla, Cervidae. The record is from RefSeq and is a predicted model, not a curated record. Gene Ontology annotation, biological process: regulation of DNA-templated transcription. Gene Ontology annotation, molecular function: transcription coactivator activity; protein binding. Gene Ontology annotation, cellular component: nuclear protein-containing complex; histone acetyltransferase complex. The coding region runs from base 42 to 1835 and encodes 597 amino acids. The transcript has a single exon.
UGGCCGGCACAGGAAGCGGAAGCUGCCUGGGAUCUUCAGUCAUGGAACCGUUCCGCACCGACCAGAUGCAGAUGUCCGUGUCCGGCUACCUCAAACGCCGGCAGUACUGGGGCAGCGAUGGCCCACCGAAGAAAAUCCGGCGACUGUCACAGAACAUGCAAGAUAUGGCUACCAGCCUCGCAGUCCAGUCAGAAUCUGGUUGUGCCAACACAGUGUCUGCAGCCCCUGGCCAGGCAGACCCCCAGCAAUAUGAAGUACAGUUCAGACGGCUGCGGGAUUUUCUCAUGGACUCUGACUCCCAGCAUAGCCACGAAGUGACGCCUCUCCUCUACCCUCUCUUUGUCUACCUCCAUCUUGACCUGGUCCAGAACGGUCCAAAGACCACAGCGGAAAGCUUUUACAGCCGCUUCCAUGAAAUGUUUCUCCAGAACGCCAGCCAGAAAGACGUCAUCGAGCAGCUCCAGACCACCCAGACCAGCCAAGACAUCAUGUCUAACUUCCAGCUGCGGGCCUUCCUGGACAGUAAGUACGUGGUUCGUCUGUCAGAAGACAGCUACAACUACCUUCUCCACUACCUCCAGAGUGACAACAACACCGCGCUUUGCAGAGUCCUCACCUGGCACAUCCACCUGGACGUGCAGCCUGCCGAGAGGAUGGACUCCCAGCUCUACGCCAGCGGCGACCCCUCCAGCGGCGACCCCUCCAGCGCCGGCUCCUCCAGCGGCCAGGGUGGCGGCCUGGAGUCCACCGACCUGCCCAAGUACAUCCUGCAGAAGGAGGAGGAGCUGGAGAUCCUUCAGGAGACCAUCAAGUGCGUCCAGGAUGGCCCCCCCUCCCUCAUCACCAUCUACUCCUACGCCUUCUACAACACUGUGCAGCUGCUGAAUACGGCAGAGGCCUCCCCGGACAGCAAGCUGCUCGCCGCGGGCUUUGACAACUCCUGUAUAAAACUGUGGAGUCUGACUUCCAAGAAGUUUAAACCCAACCCCCAUCAAGUAGACGCGUCCCGCAUCGACUUGGCUUAUGAUAUCCCCGAGGACGACGAUGAGGACAAGGCAGCCAAGGAGCUGAAGGUCCUGCAGGGACACCACGGCCCGGUGUACGGCACCAGGUUCCUCCCGGACAGCUCCGCGCUGCUCUCCUGCUCUGAAGACACGUCCAUCAGGUACUGGGACCUGGAGAGCUUCACGAACACUGUGCUGUACCAGGGCCACACCUACCCCGUGUGGGACCUGGACAUCAGCCCGCACAACCUGUUCUUUGCCAGUGCAUCCCGUGACCGCACCGCGAAGCUGUGGUCAUUUGAUCGGACGUACCCACUGCGAAUCUACGCCGGGCACCUGGCGGAUGUGGACUGUGUUAAGUUCCACCCCAAUUCAAACUAUUUAGCCACGGGCUCGACAGACAAGACGGUGCGGCUGUGGAGUGCCCAGCAGGGGAACUCGCUGAGACUCUUCACAGGCCACCACGGCCCCGUGCGCUGCUUGGCCUUUUCCCCCAACGGUAAGUACUUGGUGUCGGCGGGCGAGGACCAGCUGCUGAAGCUGUGGGACCUGGCAUCUGGGACCCUUUACAAAGAGCUACAGGGCCACACGGAUGACAUCACCAGCGUCACCUUCAACCCGGACAGCAGCCUGAUCGCCUCAGCAUCCAUGGAUAACUCAGUGCGGAUCUGGGACAUCAACAGCAAGCACAGCAGCACGCCCGCCGAUGGCUCGUCCAGUGAGCUCCUGGGCGUCUACACCAGCCAGAUGAGCACUGUGCUGAAUGUGCAGUUCAUGACCUGCAACCUCCUGCUGGUGACCGGAAUCACAGAAGAAAAGCAGGAACACUGAUUUGUACCUUUGAGGUAAAGGCCUGGGCAGUGCGAACGCUUCCAGACAGCAAGUCUUAGGACAGACCAAUGGGGUCACUGACUGUAAGACUCCCCGUGUUCCCCCUUGCCCCGCAGAUGGCCCGAGGCCACCACCCUCCAUUCAGCCCCCAGGUGUGGAAGGACAGGGGGAGGCAGGGUGGUAACGGGGAACAAACGGGGGAUCAGAAAUCCUGGAGAUGCCGCUGUGUCCUCCAGCGGCCCCUUCCUGUCUUUGGUGCCAAGGUGUCCUCGCCUUGCCAGGGCUGCACUUGGCUGGAGGAUGUUUGCCAGAUGCCCUCGCCAGGAGCAGUGCUGCAGGGGUACUGGGUGGAAGGGACUCCAUCCCGGUAGGAAUGCAGGGGUGGGAUGUAGGAAGGGGGCAGGGUCAUCCUGGCAAAUGCCUUUCUUUUUCCCUGAUUACAGAGAACCAGGGUGUUUUUGUUGUUUUUUUUUUUUUUAUGAUUACUGUUAUAAUUAUUCUUGAGAAGAAACCUAGCACUGGCAGAGGGGGCCUUUGCUGCUCUCAUCUUUCAGGUUUUACUUCUGGCACUGGCUGUGAUACUUGGAAUUUAGAGGUGCAGGGAAGUCACAGAACUUGGUCACAUAGUGUAUUGGGAGAAAGGGAAAAUUUCUGGGUGACAGAUGAAUCACUCUGGAUGACAUGUUUCAGGAAGGGGGUGGGUGGGUUUGUUUUAGAAAGUCUUGGGCUUUUGCAGCAGGGGUGGGAAAGAAAGAUUCUUUUCGUGUCUGCACUUCUAUUAACAAUUCUGUCUUCUGAAAGGACAGAUUGUGGUAAAGAAAUGAAAAUACUUAGCAGUGAGAAGUCAAAAGAUAAAAUUAGAAAAUGUUGAAUUUCCAAAUGAUUCCGAGGUGUGGCUUUUCCUACAUCUUUUCCUCCUGAGAUGGUCCCGCCCACUUCUGCUUUGCAAUAGCAGUUUAAUGAACAGUCUGUGAAACAAAUCUUAGGUACAAACUAAGGCAAAAACCAUCACAAACAUGUAUUGAAAACUAUGUUCUGGGGAUGAAGCGAC